Molecule: messenger RNA, 6779 nt
Organism: Podarcis lilfordi (Lilford's wall lizard)
Lineage: Eukaryota; Metazoa; Chordata; Lepidosauria; Squamata; Lacertidae
Source: the annotation of a GenBank genome assembly
AUGGAGAUCCCGGGCAUGGCAGUGGCAACAGACACCCUGGUGAUGGGACUGGGAGGGCUGGGCUUUUUGCUUCUCGUUCUGGGUGCCGGAGCAGAUUGCUGGAGGGUAAGAAACAAAUUAAAAGGACUUUAAAGCUGGGAAGGGGGCGGGAUGGGGGGGUGGAAUCAAAAUCUGUGUUGUGCCAAACACCUGCCCUUUGGUUUCAUAGGUUGUUUUCAUUUUUUCCUGCUUCAUCUGUGGGUAGGGAUGCACAAACCUGUCUGAUUUCAGUUUCCAAAGGCAAACUUCAAGUUCCGAAAUGAGAUGUUAAGUGCAAUGUAGCCAACCUUUGCGCUUCUUCGGAUUUUGCAGGGCUGUUCUCCUCCACGCAAUGUGUAGAUAGUGUACACUGGAUCGCAACCUGUAGAAGUCCAAAGCACUGACAAGAUUAUGGUGCCUCCCCCCCCAUGUGCAAUUAAAAAUAAAAACAAUACUGAACCAUAGAAUAAAAUUGUACUAUUCGUAAUGACACAGAACUCACAUGUAUGCUGAAAUGCACAUGCAUGUAUGUCAUUUGUGACACCCGACAGGAUCUGAUUUCCUCGCAUUAGUUUGAUCUGCGUUAGGAGGAACACUCCCUGGCUUAGGUGGAGAUAAGUAAUAAAAAGAGAACAGGAAUAAUGAGGGGUAUUUGUAGUGGAGGGUAAGGAAGUCUAACAAAGUUCUGAUUUUCCCCAUAAUGAUUACUUAGAAGCUUUUAAAAAAAAAUUAUUAUUUUAUUUUAUUACUAUUAUGUAUUUAUAUUAUUAUUAUUUUGGAAAUCUCAAAUGUUAAAUGACUUCCCAAAAGAAAUAUAUAUUUGUGUGUGUGUGUGUGUGUGUGUGUGUGUGUGUGUGCGUGCGCGCACCCCUGCUUUGCUGGUACCUGAAAUGUGCUGAAUCAGUCCAUUGGGCAAUCUAGCACUGUGUGCUACAAGAUGAAGACACAAAGUCCUUCUGGGAAAUUCUUCACCUUGGAUCAGCUUCAGAGACAUUCACUCAUCCCAGCAUACAAAAUUUUCUUGGUCCCCCUUUCCCUCUCUGAAGAAAUUGAAAACUUGCUUGAUAGAAGAACUGGAGGGGUGCUUGGCUUGUGCUGUUGUCAAACCCAAGGCCUGGUUGCCAUAGCAACGUUAAGCUCUGGGGAAAAUACACCGCAGCGGCGAGGGCCGGUGUACUCCUGGAAAGGUCAAACCUGCUUCUGGUGACUUUGAUAAAGAGGGGCCAGUGCCCCCAGCUUUGCCCUCACUGGGUAAACACUGGCCACUGGAGCCAUCGCCGCUUCUUCCUUUCUUCGUUGCUGAACCCUCUCCGGGUGUUGGAUGCACAGGAGCCUGCUCUGUCAAACAUAUUUGCUAAUAUUUAUAAAAGUGAGCUGCCUGUGUAUGUGAAAGAUACAGACGGACAGACAGACAGAAGAGAGAGUGUGGGUUGUGAGGAUGAGAGUGCCUGAGACACAGGACAGUCAGAACAUGAUAACAUAAGAACCUACUGGAUCUGGCCAAUAGCCCAUAUAGCCCAGCCAUGGUGGUAGAACACAGCCACCAUGGAUAGCAGCCAUUGAUCGUCUUCUCCUCCAGGAGGUUCUCCAAUCCUCUUUGAAAGCUAUCCAAGUAUGGCAGCCACCACUGCCUCCUGCAGGAGCGAGUUCCACAAAUUACGUACUGUGUGAAGAAGUUAUUCUCAACUGUCCUGGUCUGUGGACCAGCUGAAUGGGGUUCAUGAACAGCCCGUGGUCUGUGGACCACUGCUUAAGAACCUCAAAUUAAAAAAAUUGUUCUCAAAGUCUCUCUCCACCCAACCCCCAAUCAUUCCUCCCCGCUCACCUUCCUUCUUUCUUACAACGAGUCCAGAGUGUAGUCCUGGGUGUCUUCAUCUUCCUCCUUAGUCUCAGUGUUGAACUCAAGGGGGGGAAUGGGGACAAAACUAGAAUGAAUUGGCUCUGCCUGCCAUGCCCUCUGGCGCCACCUACUGUUGGCCUCCCUUCCUUCUGUCCUACCAGACCUCAUGGGCACCAGCCUCCACUGACUACAGUUCCCACCACCCCAGUUCAUUAGCCAUGCUUGGGGCUGAAGGGUGCUUCAGGGAGUCCAACCACAUCUGGACAGCCUCAGGUUCUUUCCAUCCUUGAAUAGGGGACAAAUUCCCUCCUGCCACAAUCCUGAGGCUCCAACCAAUUGGAGGGGCGGGCAGCCUGGGUACAACUGAGUUAGUCCACCAACACCUUUCUACUCAACUCCAUCUCACUUCACGCCACCUGUCUGUACAAAACCCCCAGCGGUGCCUCAUUCCUGCACAAAACAUUUCUUUCUCUCUUCCCUUCUCUAGCAAGACGCCAAGGACCCCCUGUCUUCAGUGGGGCUGAGUGCCCGGUGCCGGGGGUUGUGGAGCGAGUGUGUGUUUGAUAACGUCGCCGACCUCUGGACCUGUGACAUCCCGAUCUCCUAUCUCAGCGAACAUCCAGGUAAGGGAAAUAAACCAGGUCCACCUGGUUGGAGCAGGUUGCAAAGGUGGACAGGACACACGGGAAGCUGCCCUGUACCAUUAGUCCAUCUAGCUCAAUAUUACCAGCACUGGCUGGCAGUGGUUCUCCAAAGUUUCAGACAGCAGUUCCCCCCCAGCCUCACCUGGAGUUUUUCAGGGAUUGAACCUGGGAUCAGAGGCUCCCAGUCAAAGAUGCAGUACUAAGACUCUCAGCUCAGUUAUUGCCAGUGGGUUUAUUCUAUAAGUCACAACAAUGGCCCAACAUUGGUCAGGUUACAAGGUGUACAAGUCACCAGUCUCCAGGAGGAAAUUGCUAAAUGUCUGGGAAAAUCCAGCCAUAUGGCAACCCAUGUUGGGAGUGAAGUUGCCCACGUUGGGCAAAAGAUUCCUACAUUGCAGGGGGUUGGACUAGAUGGUCCUAGUGGUCCCUUCCAACUCAACAGUUCUAUUAUUCUAACCCAGAGGAGGUUUUUGAGAGAAAGGGGAGAGAUUUUGUUGUUGUUGCUGCCAUUAUUAAAUAACUGAGCAUCAGAAACCCCACAGCAAAAUUUGCCUGCAGUCUACCAUUAAAUCUUGAUCUCCUUUCAAGGUGCCUUCCAUGUUCUAAAAUCUUGUUCUCUCUCAAUUCUUCACCCCAUCCCACCAGCUGUUCUCGUGGUCACUCGGGUUUUGGUGAUCCUCUCUGCCUUUCUGACUCUUUCUGCCAUACCUCCCUUCAUUGCUGGCAUGAAAUGUACCAAGCUAAUGCACGGCAGAGUCCUUCAGAAACAGAAGUUCUCCCUGGCUGCUGGGAUCCUGUUCCUCUUAGGAGGUAAGCACAGCCUUGCCUUGUUUCAGGUUGGGGCAGAAUAGUACUCGAUCUAGACCUUGCCUUCCACAGUCUUGUUUGUAGGGUGCCUCCUUCCUCUUCCUUUUUUACAUUAGUCCCACAUUAAAGCCUUUAACAGCAGCCAAAAAACCGAGGAACCUUCCAGAUUCCCUUUUAUUCCGCAUAUGAUUAUUUGUGCUCACAGUGGUAUUAGGGAGGUUAAACCUGAUCCCGCAUUUAUGACUGUCUGCACCUGCAACUUCUUACAGUCUGAAAAGCUGUAGUGACGAAGCAGUGCAGAUUGCUCAAAACAAGUAAAUGUAAGUUGAAAGAGAGUACCGUAUUUUUUGCUCUAUAAGACUCACUUUUUCCCUCCUAAAAAGUAAGGGGAAAUGUGUGUGCGUCUUAUGGAGCGAAUGCAGGCUGUACAGCUAUCCCAGAAGCCAGAACAGCAAGAGGGAUUGCUGCUUUCACUGCGCAGCGAUCCCUCUUGCUGUUCUGGUUUCUGAGAUUCAGAAUAUUUUUUUUCUUGUUUUCCUUCUCCAAAAGCUAGGUGCGUCUUGAGGUCUGGUGCGUCUUAUAGAGUGAAAAAUACGGUAAUAUGUGGAAGUAUAGGGUUGUCUCCAGCUAAGUCCUACUCAGAGCAGACCCAGGGCCGGAUUUAGGUUUGAUGAGGCCCUAAGCUAAUAAAGGUAAUGGGGCCAUUUAUAUGUCCAGCUGUCCUUUGUCAACAACAAAUUGUCACUGUUUUUUGUGUUGAAUAUAUGCUAUAUGGUAAUUUAUGGACCUUUAAAUUUUUUGGAGGGGGCAAGAGAGUGGGGCCCUAAGCUACAGCUUGUUUAGCUUAUACAUAAAUCUGGCACUGAGCAGACCCAUUGAACUAAGUUGGUCAUGCCCACUAUUCAGAGUAGGACUAGCACUGAAUAGGACCCUGAUUCAUAGGAUGAUGUUCUAGAAUAUGACGAAGAGAUCUUGCCCUUCCAGAAUUCAGUGUGACACCAAGGAUGGGCAUAUCUGCCAAUUUCGGUUUUUCACAGGCUCUCAUUCCCCCCCCCCCCGCCCAAUUCUUAUGAUAAGUUCUACAUGUCCACAUUGUAGUGCACAUUUCUCCUACUAUUCACAUUUUUUUUUUUACAUUUCCAAUUUUGCCUAAUCCACACUUUCUUUUUGCAGAGCAAUUUCCCCCCAAUAUAAUGCAUUUGUAUGUUUCUCCUUCUUCCCAAUAUCAUAUACACUUUUGUAAACAUUACUUGGCUCGAUCCAGAGAAGCACAAAUUUCUAAGGGUGGCUGUAUUCAUGAAUUGUUUUAGAAAGCCAAUGUGGUUAAGAGUGUAAUGGUUAGAAAUGUUGGACUAAGACCUGGGAGACCUGGGUUCAAAUCCCUCAGCUCACUGGGUAACCUUGGGCCAGCGACUGUCCUUUAGCCUAAACUACCUCCCAGGGUUGUUCUGAGGAUAUAAUCAGCAGCCGGAGAACAAUGUAUGCCAUCUUAAGCUCCAUUGAGGAAAGGUGAGAUAGAAAUGUAAAAAUAAAAAUAGGUAGGUUCGCCUUCCAAUGCAGAUGAAAUAAAAAUCAACCCCCAUCCCUGUAUGAGAUUGAGGUCAAUCUAGUGUCGAUCCUACUCAGGAUAGACCCAUUGAAAUUCAUGGGCCCAAGUUGGUGUUGUCCAUUUAUUGCAGUGGUAAUAAAAGUUAGCUAGGUGAAUACACACCAGCCGAAGGUGUGCACACAGCUUUUUUUUUUUUUUAUAAAAAAAAAAAGCUUAAAAUUCUAUUUAUCCUUAGAGGAGAUCUUAGAGAACAUCUGAAGGCAGCCCUGUUUAGGGAAGCUUUUAAUGUUUAAUGGACUAUUGUAUUUUAAUAUUCUGUUGGAAGCCGCCCAGAGUGGCUGGGGAAACCCAGCCAGAUGGGCAGGGUAUAAAUAAUAAAUUGUUGUUGUUAUCAAGGAAGCCACGGUAGCUGGAAACUCUAAUGUGGAAUGGUCUCCCUUUCACAGGGCUCUCUGGAGCGGUUGCUUCUCUGUGGUACGGCAUCGACACCGUUCAGAAGUAUAAGCUUGAGGUAAGUGAGGUAGCCUAAAAGAACAUAUGAACAGAAGAAUCAACUGUAGAGUUGGAAGGGACGUCUAGUACAACCCCCUGCCUUGCCAAAAACUUCUGCCCAACAUGGGGCUCAAACCCACCACCCUGAGAUUAAGAGUCUUGGGCUCUACCAACUGAGCUGUAUGGCAGAAGCUGCCUUAUGCCAGAGUCUGCUAGCCCAGUAUUGUUGACACUGACUGGCACCAGCUCUCUAGGAAGGGAGUCUUUCCCUGCCCAGCUUGGCGAUGGCUAGAUUUGAACCUGGGACCUUCCUGCAUGCAAAGUAGGCGCUCUACUACACAGUUGUGGCCAUUCCCCAAUGGGAAUGGAGUUUAGUAUAGAACGUCUUGGAAGCCACAUGGAUUCUUUAGGGCGUUCCCCAUCCACCUCCUGCCUUGACUGGCUGCAGUUCCCUAGGGUCUCAGCCCUUCCCCAGAAGUACCUGAGAUGCCCCAAUUUGAACCUGGGGCUUUCUGCCUGCAAAGCCCUACAAGUGAGAAUUUUUUUAUGGUAAUCAACACAUGCCUUUAAAAUGUGCUGCUCCCCCUGGUUCGAUGCCUGCGGUGUGUCCGGGAUCGCUCACCAUCUCUUUUUUUGUAGUGUUUUUAUUGCUUUUCCAUUUUCAAAAUUUAAACAUAAUCUUACUAUCCACAUUGUUUUUUGUUCUUCUGAGCCAAAUUGACUUCCCUCCCUCCCGUCUCAUGGUUUUCAAAGUUCACCCUUGUAUGAACGCUAUGAUAUAAGGGUGAACUUUGAAUGGAAGAUGCAUGAUCUUCCAUUUUACGUAUUUCUCAUUCAACUUAUCUCCACUUUCAAAUAAAUAUAAAAAGCUAAUAACCAUUAUCAUUGCAAGAUUUCUUACAACCCUAAUAGUGUUGGUAAAUGUUUACAAUGACCCUUCAAAUAUUGUACAAAUUUACUCCAGCCUUUUAGGAAAGCUUGAUCACGCUGGUUUCGGAUUUUCCCGGUCAGCUUUGCCAAUUCCUCAUAGUCCAUCGUUUUCAUCUGCCACUCUUCAAUCAUUGGUACUCCUUGUUGCUUCCAUUUUUGGGCUUAAAGAGUCCUUGCUGCAGUAGUAGCAUACAUGAACAAUUUAUGAUUGCGCUUUGGUAUUUCUUCACCUACUAUACCUAAUAAAAAUGCUUCCGGGUUUUUUUAAGAAAAGGGAUCGCUCACCAUCUCAGUUCUCUUUCAGGUUAGCUUGGGCAUCCCUGGCGUGACUUACGAGCUUGGCUAUUCCUAUUGGAUGGCUGCCGCGGGCGCCACUUGCACCACUUCCGGUGGUGCCGUACUGAUCACCGCCGACUGCCUUGAUGCCCAGGCGCCGAAGAGAAAGCAGAACCUUCUCUGCAGCCCUCUGACCUCCAAAGGGCCGCAAACCUACCUAUGA